Messenger RNA from Anoplopoma fimbria (sablefish), 713 nucleotides. RefSeq names its product profilin-like. The record is from RefSeq and is a predicted model, not a curated record. Gene Ontology annotation, molecular function: actin binding. The coding region runs from base 110 to 502 and encodes 130 amino acids. The transcript is spliced from 4 exons. Lineage: Eukaryota; Metazoa; Chordata; Actinopteri; Perciformes; Anoplopomatidae.
UGCAGGCUGGGAGUGGUCGGACCGACGGUAUAAAAGAGAACUCGUCUUCCUUCUUUCUGCAUUCGACUUCUCUCUGCCUCCUCUUCCUCAUACCUGAGACCAGCACAGGAUGUCAUCGUGGGACCAAUACCUGGACAGACUGAAGGUGCCUUCGGUCACAGAGGCGGCCAUCUACGGGUUGGAUGGGAAUGUAUGGGCCACCACAAAAGGCCUGGAGGGCUUGACGGUGGAGCAGAUUAAGUACCUGGCCGGUAGCUCUGAGCCGAUGUCUAUGUCCGGUCCCAAGCUCGGCAACAUGAAGUGCAUGCUGCUCAAAGACGACCGCUCGAAUCCAAUGAGUCUGUGUCUGCACCUCAGGACCUCACAGGCCGACGGGAAACUACCCGUGUGUGUGGGCAAGACCCACAAAGCUUUACUCAUUGUCAUUGGUUCUGCUUCCGGUGGUCAGCUGACUGAUGCCAUCUACAAGCUGGUCACUUACCUGAAGAACAACAACUACUAGGACUCCUGUUCCCGCCAAAACAAGAUGCCCCCCCCCCCCCACACACACACACACGUCUGAAGAAGGCGCUCUGAGCUUCUUCACUUUUAUUAUUUUAUUUCUGCCAUCAGGGAAAAUGAAAAGUGUUCAAAGUUUGAGUUGAGAUCGACCUGACUGCAGUGUUACUGUUCUUAUCACACACCGGGAAAUAAAGCCUUUUAUUCUGAAAAAC